CAAGAAGGAAGGAUGGAGGAAGAACGGGAUGCGCCUAAGAGGCCAUGGGAUACCUGUCGAGAGGUUCCCAUCAUUGAAGAUGAGCAGACGCCAUGGAAGAUGAUCAAGCUACUAAAGAUCAUCACUCUGUGUAUCGUCACUGUGUUUGUGUUUGGAUUAGCGCUAUGUAGCAAGGCUUCAUUCCUCCUCCUCAUCACCUUGUCCAACGAAGGCACAAAAACCCUCCCAGAUGAAAUGAGACCUGUUGCUUUGCUUUGCAUUGGCUGCAUUCUCAUCAUUUCCAGUGUCUUCUUAUUACUCAAAAGCUUAUGGAAGGCAUGCUACAAAACAUCAAAGCUACCAAGAAAAUCAACUAUUGCCCUGGUUCUGUUCUUCGAGUUUGUGGUGGCUAUGGGAGCAGCGAUCCUCACCAUCGUGGCAAUGCCACACUUGGACAUUGCGACAAACGUGACAAUACUGAAUGGUAUAGCUGUUGUCUCUGCACUCCUACAGGUGAUCUGUCAAUGCACCGCCAAAGAAAGGAACCGCUUCCUGGUGCCAUCCAUCACCGCCUUCCUCCUCCUUUUGCUCGGUUAUAUCCUGUUCCUCUUCUUAUACAUCACCAAGGACCCCACUGAUGUCAAGAUGGCCAUUUGGGUGGGUCUGGCAGUUGGCGGGUGCUUCUUGGUUUCUUUUAACUGGUGGGAGAGCUACUUCAGACUGAUCAGCGAGAACAGCAGAAACGUCAUUCUCAAGAACCUGUGUAAAGACAUAACAAAGUGCCAGAACAUUCUGAACAUUCUCUCCAGCCUGCUCAGGAUCGCAGUGACUGCCGGUGUGCUCGGAGCUUACGUCCAUCUGGACAAAAUGGACUGGGCCAUUGUGACCUCCAUUCCAAGCCGUGAGACCAGAAUUAUAGCCAUUAUCAUUGGGGUCCAGCUGAUCUCCUCUGCACUCUGCCACUGGUUCUCUUUGGCAGCCUGCAAGAUGCACGCCCUGCGACGGUCCUUCAUCCUCCCUUUGUACCUGGCCUCUCUGGCCGUCAUGGUUCUGUUCAUCGUCCCCGUUAUUGUUUACUAUCAAGACUACAAAUUAAGUCUGAAUGGGACUUCAGUCAACUUCACAGGCUACUGCAAUGAAGUUGUAGAUGGAAGAAACCUAAGCUUGAACGGCAAUGUGUUCCCUGAGCUGGUUUUGGAUGUUACACACACCCUGUGCUUCCUGGACAUGUCUAGGAUAACCGACAUUGGCUUACUGACAGGUUCAGCAGUAUCCUGGUGGCUUGGUCUUGUGUUGGCAACUCUCCAUCUGUGGUACCUCAACGUGUAUCGUAUUCAGAGGACCCAAGACCUUUUCAUGAGGAGGCUGUAUGAGGGAGCCUUCAUUGAGCAGUCCCUGCUCCUCAACACCCGAUUUGACAUCCAGACCAAAUCCAGGACAAAGACUUUUAGACCAUUUGAAACAGCAAUGGUGUAUCUGUGUGCAACAAUGUGGCAUGAAACCUACGAUGAAAUGAUGAACAUCAUUAUCUCAAUAUUCAGACUGGACAAGUACAGACCAAAGAUAGGGCCGAAAUCCAAGGAUUUCACUUUCGAAGCCCAUGUCUACUUUGAUGAUGCAUUCCUGGAUGUUGAAGGGAGUCGGGGGCGUCACCUAAACCAAUACGCAGAGACCCUUGUGGGAGUCCUUGCAGAAGUUUAUGGCAUCUUCACAAACAUUGAUGAGAAGUUCUUCAGAAAGACGCAGCAGAUCCCUGAUCAGAAGGUUGUAAGGACACCGUAUGGAGGUCGCCUGGUGCUCACCAUGCCUCAUGGUAACACCAUCACGGUUCACUUUAAGGACAAAGAACUCAUCCGUCACAAGAAAAGAUGGUCUCAGAUCAUGUACCUCUACUAUCUUCUUGGCUAUAAACUUAUGACCAAAUAUUACGAGCGCUGGCAGAAGGGAGAGAAUGAGGCUGAGCUGAAAGCAGAGAUCCAGAAAGAGAAGCACAACACCUACCUUCUGGCUUUAGACGGGGACACAGACUUCCAACCGGCUGCCGUGGUGCUGCUCAUCGAUCGCCUGAAAAUGUACCCACGUGUCGGGGCAGCGUGUGGCAGGAUUCACCCCACGGGAUCAGGUCCUGCAGUUUGGUUCCAGAAGUUUGAGUAUGCUGUCAGUCAUUGGCUGCAAAAGACAGCAGAGCACGUCAUUGGCUGUGUGCUGUGCAGCCCCGGGUGCUUCAGUCUGUUCAGAGCGGAGGCACUGAUGGACGACAACGUGAUGAAGAGAUACUCCACUACGUCCAUUGAGGCGGGCCACUACAUCCAGUAUGAUCAAGGUGAGGACCGCUGGCUGUGUACUUUGCUGCUGAAGCAAGGAUGGAGGGUGGAGUACAACGCAGCAUCUGAUGCUUACACCAACGCACCUGAGAACUUCAAAGAACUCUAUAACCAGCGUCGGCGAUGGGGACCGUCCACAAUGGCCAACGUGGUUGAUCUGCUGGGUGCCACCAAGAUAAUUUCCAAGAGAAACCCGUCAAUGUCCAAACCCUUCAUGUUGUACCAGCUCUUUGCCAUCACGUCAGCCGUCCUGGCCCCAGCCACAAUCUGCCUUUUGAUCGCAGGUAGUUUGACCUUCGUUCUUGACGUCCAUGCUGCCGGUGCCCUGGUCAUGGCUGUGAUACCUCCUCUCAUCUACUUGGGUCUUUGCUUCAAACUCAAGUCAGACACUCAGAUCACUAUUGCAGCAGUCAUGAGUGUCAUAUAUUCAUUCCUCAUGUUGGUGGUGACAAUGUCCAUUAUUGGUGCAAUGGUGAAGGACAAAACCAUCCUGACACCCAGCAGCAUUUUUGUCAUCGCCAUGGCCAUCAUUUACAUCGUCACUGCUCUAAUGCAUCCUCAGGAAAUUCAUCUGGUAUUCUACGGCUUACUCUACAUCCUCUGCGUCCCCAGUGCCUACCUCUUGCUUACCAUUUACUCCAUGGUCAACAUGAAUAACGUGUCUUGGGGUACACGGGAAGCGAAACCUGCCCCUGGAGCUGCUGCAUCAGUGCCGGCUGCCACGCAAACAAAAACAGGGAAAGCAAAAAACUUCUUCCAGCAGCUCAUCUCAUGUAUGAAAUGCUGCAAAAAAUCCAACCAGACAUCUGGAGGCGGGCAGCCGGUUGUCAGCCAGGAGAACCUGAUCCCAGAGCCCGGACAGCCUGAACCUCAGCCCCAAAACACUUUUGUAGGGAUCCCAGAGGAAGAACAGAGGCAAGCGGAGCCUGAACCUUUUAACUCUCCUAUCCAAUGUUGGGUCACACAACUACAGAGUGUGUCCACUGACAUGCAGCUGGUGGAGGACUCACUCAUCCAGGAGGAGGAGCAGUUCUUUAGGGAGCUACAGAAGAAGUACCUGGAACCUCUGCCCAACGACAAAGAGAAACAAAAAAAGAUAGCUAAUGACCUGAAAGACCUGAGAAACAAGAUAAAUUUUGCAUUCUUCAUCAUCAAUGCGCUGUGGCUGGUGGCGACAUUUACCCUCCAGGUCUUCGAGGAGGACUUCGCCAUCAAGAUCCCUAAAGUUGACCUCAACCUCCAGCCCACAGGAGAAGACAUACAAAUCGAUCCCAUUGCCUUGAUGUUCAUUCUAGGAUUUGCGACAUCGGUUAUAAUCCAGUUCCUUGCAAUGUUCUACCACAGAAUGUACACUCUGAUCCAUUAUGUGGCUUUUCUGGACACAGAACGUAAAGAACCAAAACCUGAAAAGCAGGAAGAGUACAUUUCAGGCAAAAAGGUCAACUCUGUCUCCAGCACCGACUCCAACCCUGAUGAGAAUUCUGAGUCUGAGGAAAGUGAUGAUGAAAUUUACUCCAGAGAUCCUAAUGAAGGGACCAUGGUGUAAACGCAGACUCUGUGCACGAGCACUCCUUAGCACUUUUAAACUUCCACUAUAUGUGAGAUGUUACAAAAAAUGUCUUUAUAAUGUGCAGUAUAUUAUUUAUGAUUACAUCUAGUUAAGUGCAAUUUAUUUAUGAAAGAAAUGUAGUGAUUGAAUUUGUCACAAAGUGGUUUGUAGAAAAAAAUGCAUAAUUUAAUGAAAUAGUGUGAGAAAAAGAAUUCAGGAACAAAACAAGAACACAGCCUCUAAAAACUGUUUGUGUGUGGGAGUAUGUGUGUUGUGUGCAAAUGAAAGCAUCAGACAACAUCAGGUCAGUAAAUGUAACACUGUUAUUGAAGUUUUGUUAGUUUUAUGUUAGCUUGCUGCCUCUGUGUUAAUUGCAUUGUAAUGUGAAGAGGAAUGAAUGAAGUUUAGACCCAGUAUGGGCAACGUGAAGAGGAACAGAACUGUCUGUGUCCACUGUUACAAAAUAAUGAAGUUCUUUUUAUGGUGAACAAACUCAGGGAAAUGAUCACUUUUACUCUGAAAAUCAGGGAAGUUUUAAAUCAGGGAAUAUUUCUUAGAAAUGCCAAAGAGAUUACCUGAUCAUCUGUUUUAGAGCCAAAAAUCCUGAGCUGUAUGAUCAGGACAGCACACACAGUAUAACAUUCAUUUAUUUAUUUUUGCUGUGGUCACUGGUCGUUAUCUUUAUCAAGUAUAUUUGCACAUGAUCUGUAUGUUUUACACUGUGUUUAAAACACCCUGAAUCCCAAACCUUUGAAUAAAAAUUUAGAAAUUUAGCUUUUACUUUUUUAUUGGAAUUUUAUUGCACUAAAAUAGUAAUAAGCCUCCAGGCAGUCAUAAAGUAAAAAGAAAAUAAAUUGUGUGAGGUUUUUUGUAUGCGUGUGUGUCAGUUGCAUGUAAUUCUGGUUAAAAUGUCUGGAUGGUGACAAAAAAACUCCUCUUGAAGUUGCUCUCUAAUGGUUUAAAAUAUAAAAAAGCUGCUGGUGAUGUGAUGUGUAUCAGAGGAGGCACAUCGCCAUCAAAACUGUAACAAACUUUAUCCAGUAUCAGGUCAUGAUCUUUGUUUGUAUUUAUUUUUGAAUGAAGUAGGAAAAAAGUUUACUUACUAAAGUAAAUUUAUAUUCAGUGCUGUAUAAUUUCACCUUUUUGUACAAUGAAAUGAGUUGAAUGUUAGAGGCUGUUUUAUUUCAGUUGUAUUUUGUUCUUGUUCUUGAAUAAAGCACUGAUGAAAGUUUUUUUUA
This is a messenger RNA of Epinephelus fuscoguttatus (brown-marbled grouper), 5090 nucleotides long. Its product is annotated as chitin synthase chs-1-like. The record is from RefSeq and is a predicted model, not a curated record. Gene Ontology annotation, molecular function: chitin synthase activity. The transcript is spliced from 22 exons. Gene Ontology annotation, cellular component: cell periphery; cell septum. Lineage: Eukaryota; Metazoa; Chordata; Actinopteri; Perciformes; Serranidae. The coding region runs from base 13 to 3849 and encodes 1278 amino acids.